Messenger RNA from Bacillus rossius redtenbacheri, 1928 nucleotides. Its product is annotated as AKT-interacting protein-like. NCBI's taxonomy places the organism in Eukaryota, Metazoa, Arthropoda, Insecta, Phasmatodea, Bacillidae. The coding region runs from base 248 to 1066 and encodes 272 amino acids. The transcript is spliced from 7 exons. The record is from RefSeq and is a predicted model, not a curated record.
GUAAAAUAUCACAAAAGUAGAAACAUCAAUCAUCAACCAUAUUUAAUUUUAAAUCGCACGUUUCACACUUAGACCAUAGAUAGUUUCACAAUAGAGAUUAGAGAAAGUUUCUCUAAUUGUUUCACAACGAGUGAAUAUCCCCGAGCGAAAAAGUGAUGUCAAAUCCAAUGUAUUCUACACUCGUUAUGUUUGUAAACAAAUAACAUGGUUACAGAAAGCAGACGAAAGUAUUUUAUAUAAAUUUAGAAUGGCAUCGCAUUCAUCAGGGAAGGUGGAGACAGACGACUCGCACGACUCCUUCCGUCGCCAAGGUUCGUUCCGGAAAGUGCUGUCAUCUCUGCCGAGCGCCGACUCUCAGCUCAGCAUGUCUGCGAAGAUGAUCGACCGGCCGGCUGUGUCCGCUCGCGUUGUCCAGAAGACUUACGGCCAGUAUCAGCAAGAGUACAGUCUUCUGUCCGAGUAUAAUUUACUACGAAAGCAGGAGCUCCCAGGAAUCUAUGUUAUUUCAUCUGCACAUAGUUCACUGUUAUGGUUUGGCGUGCUGUUUGUACGCCAAGGACUGUUCCAAGGAGCCGUGUUUCGCUUCAACAUCCACAUCUCGGAAACAUUUCCCGAUGGGAAUUGCCCUCACGUGGUGUUCCAGUCCAAGGUAUUCCACCCGCUGGUCAGCCCUGACACGGGCGAGAUGGACUUGAAGAGUGGAUUCCCGGAGUGGCGCAAGAACGGUAACCACCUGUGGCAGGUGGUGCAGUACGUACGUCGAGCAUUUUACAAGAUCGAGACAAAGUCUGCGAUCAACAAGGAGGCUGUCGCACUAUACGAAGAGGACAAGGAAUUGUUUCGUGAGAAGGUUCGUGACUGCGUCAAAGAAAGUCAGGAGCGAGUGUACGACCCACCAGCGAUUGACGACCCCCAUUACAUCAGUUUUGAUCCUUAUGUUGAGGAGCUGCAUGGUCCCAUCAGGGAAGCCAUGUUCAGGCCAAAGGAGAGUGACGAGCCCGCAUCGUUGGGGCUGUCCUGGGUACAGCACGGAUCUCUUCAGCCGUUCUCCAAGCUCAGUUCCUGACGGCAAGCAGUUAUUAACUGAGCGCCAUCAUAAACUUCCCCGGACACAUGUGACUUGCGCACAGAGUGGUUUUUGAAUGUGUGAAAAGUACUGGGAGUCGUGUGCAUGCCUUACAUUAUUGGCAGCACUCACGAUUUGAGCUGAACAUCAGGCCUCAAACAUGUUAUGAAAGAACGAAGUGUCAAAAAAUAUAAUUGUACAUAAAAACUAUUGGUCGACAUGCCAAAAAAAUUAAGAUAAUAUUUACACAGAAUGGAUUAAGUAUUAACAAGUACACUAAAGUAUGUCAUUCUGCAACUGUCUACAGUAGUAUUUGAUGAUGUACAAUGAUUUAAUGAGAUGUAUCCACAGUGUAAAAAAUUGUUCCUAAAGUAAACUAAAGGUCCUCGACAGGGUCAGAUUGAUGUGAAGGCAGUCAUAAAAAUACGAGAAUCCAUUUCUCCCAAUUUUUUUUUAACUUAUAUUCUCCUGCAAAACACUAUUUUGUUAAAAUAUUUUCGUUAUAUAAAUGAAAAAAAAAACACGAAGUUUAAUGUUCAUAUUUUUAUAAAAUUAAAAUUUAAAAGUAUAUUGAUACAUAAAAAAAAUGUUUGUUUAAUCUUCAAACAACAACAUGGGUAAAAUAGUUAUAUUCUGUAAGCUAAAAUUCUUCUGGAUCAAAUUCAGCAACUGAGGUACUGGCACUAUUAUUCUAACUACUGUAAAUUUGUGAAGAAAUCUGUUUUAACAUGUCUUCAGGGUUACUUAAUGUGUGGCGUUUGCCAUAGACUAUCUGAUGAAUUUGCACAAGUAAUAUCAAUAGAAUUCAAGUUUUUUUGAAACAAUUUUUGAAUUUAUAAUAAGUUUGUCAAAAAGAGAAAAA